Molecule: messenger RNA, 5951 nt
Organism: Dicentrarchus labrax (European seabass)
Lineage: Eukaryota; Metazoa; Chordata; Actinopteri; Moronidae
Gene: cacng7a
Product: calcium channel, voltage-dependent, gamma subunit 7a
Exons: 7
Coding region: 398-1573 (391 amino acids)
Biological process (GO): neurotransmitter receptor internalization; calcium ion transport; regulation of AMPA receptor activity
Cellular component (GO): AMPA glutamate receptor complex; postsynaptic density membrane
Molecular function (GO): channel regulator activity; voltage-gated calcium channel activity
Source: RefSeq, a predicted model, not a curated record
CUUCACACAUACACACACACUCCAGUCCCACCUCCCUAUACCCAAACUACAGUGAAGCCCAUUCAACCGAUUCUCCGCAUUGCUGGAAGAGCAGAGUGAAGUAAAGAAGGAGAAGGAGGAGGAGUGAAAGAGGGGGAGAAAAGAGAGGAGAAGAGGGGAGAUACGGGGAGACACGAAAAAAAGCGAGAGUGUGUGCGGUGACUGGCGAGAGCAGGAGAGAGGGAGAGAGAGAGAGAGAGAGAGAGAGAGAGAGAGAGAGAGAUAAGGGGGAAACUGCAAAUUUGGUGGCCAGGCUUCCCAGUGCGCACAGAUCUCUCGUCGGCUGCACCGUCCGACCAGCUCUCCGCUCCGCAGGGACAGCUGAAGAUAGACAGGAAAGGGGUCAGAGAGAGAGGGAAUGACAUGCAGAAAAGGGCCACAGGUCGGACUCGAACCCAUGGCCGCUCCAGCAAGGACUCAGCCUUUGUACAUGGGGCGCCAGCUCCACCAGAUGAGUUCAUUCAGUACGAGGGCUCUGACGCUGCUCUCGUCGGUUUUCGGGGCCUGUGGUCUGCUGUUGGUCGGCGUCGCCGUGUCCACAGACUACUGGCUGCUGAUGGAGGAGGGGAUCGUCCUGCAGCAGAACCAGACCACCGAGGUCAAGAUGGCUCUGCACUCCGGCCUCUGGAGGGUCUGCUUUGUGGCAGGGCCAGAGAAGGGCAGAUGUGUGGCGUCAGAGUAUUUCACCGAGCCAGAGAUAGAGAUCACGACAGAAAAUACAGCCAACAUACUCAAAAUGGUCCGUACUGCCACUCCCUUCCCCAUGGUCUCCCUGCUCUUCGUAUUCACAGCCUUCGUCAUCAGCAACAUCGGACACAUCCGACCGCAGCGCACCAUCCUCGCCUUCGUCUCCGGAAUAUUCUUCAUACUGUCAGGUCUCAGUCUGGUGGUUGGUCUGGUCUUGUAUAUCUCCAGUAUUAAUGACGAGGUGAUGAACCGUCCCAGAGAGCCAGAGCAGUUCUUCCACUACCGCUACGGCUGGUCGUUCGCCUUCGCCGCCUCCUCCUUCCUGCUUAAAGAGGGUGCAGGAGUGAUGUCCGUCUACCUCUUCAUGAAGCGUUAUGCUGAGGAGGAGCUGUAUAGGCCUCAUCCCGCCCUCUACCGCCCCCGCAUGUCCGACUGCAGUGACUACAGCGGCCAGUUCCUCCACCCGGACUCCUGGCCUCCACCACAGCGGGGCCGCAGUGCCUCUGAAGUCUCUUCCGACAUCUCCAUCCAGCUCAACCAGACGCCACCGCAGCCGCCGCCCAAGGGGGGCAGCGGCUCCCACCCGACGCCCUCUUCCUCUGGGCCUUCAUCAGCGGCCAGCUACCAGCUCCAGCAGGCCUCCUCCUCCUCCACCUCCUCCUCUUACCCACACCCCCUCCACAUGGCCGCCACCUCCACCCUAUCCAGAGCAUCCCACGCCCAAGCCCACCCUCACCCCCACCCGAGCGGGCCCCCGCCCCAGUCCCUGCCCAUGGCGGGGCCACCCUCAGCCGUGCCUCCUCCCCGCUAUCACACGCACAUGCGAAUGAGCGCCUCGCCAUGCUAGGCUACAUACGCAAGGGAAGGGGAGGGAAAACACAACUGGGGGGAUUAUAUUGGCUCCGUUACAGCUCUUACACACCAUAAGACAACACACACAAACACAAAUCCUGCAUCCUCGAAGUGUGUGGGAGGAGGGAUGCAGCAGAGUGGAUGACGAGGGGAGGUUUAAGGAGAUCAAAAAGAGGAGAAAAGAAAAGAGGGGAGGAGGGGAGGAGAGGCAGGUGGGCGGAGGGAUGACUCACUGCUGAUGCCGAGCCCAAGACGAAGACAGACACUUAACAAAACUUUCAACACGCUGGGAGGGAACAUGGGAGGGGAGGAGUGAGGGAUACGAUGAUUAGUAGCAACAAGACGUUUGUGGGGUUUCUGACGGGUACAUUCAUCAUCAGGGCCGUGAUACACAGGCAACAGUGUGAAGCAGCACAGGAAACAGGAAACUGAAUCAUUUCCAAAAUGCUGUCCAUUCACAAAAACAACAAAGAGGGUAAACAAUAUAUCUGGCUUUAAUGUUAUUAUCCGUUCAUCAAACAAGGACUGCUUUUCUUGGGAAAGACUUUUAAAAAAUCUAUCAUUUCAUCUUUUUAUAAUUCCAUGGACAAGGUUGGGAAGGUUAUUUCAUAACAUCUUGAUUCCUUUUGAUUACUUUCUAAAUAAAUGUUGAAAACAAACUAAGGAGAGCAACCCCUUUAAAAACUGAAUUAUAGAAGUGUUGCUGUUACUGUGGCAUUUGGGUUUUAGGGAGAGGUGGUGGAUAAAAAAACACAACAAAAACUAUCACUACUGUACAGUACAGGUCCAAUGUCGCACACAGCAUAGGGGCCAUCAAGGGAAGAUUUGCUGUCCACCAGCUUUGUACCAUUACAAUGGGUAAUAUAUACAAAUGAACAAUGUUUAACUAACUCCAUUUUGCCUGCACCCAGAGCUCCCCACUCAUUUACCGCUUCAUUUGCCUCUCUCGACCUGAUGGUCUGUGGGUCUAGGGCUGUUGUUCGAGCUACAGGUUGUAAUAACAGCAUUUUUUGAUGCCCGCCUCAACAGAGGGUCGGAUUGAGAGCAAGCACCCAGGAAGAGCAGGAAGAGGAGUUUUAUGGUCGAACCGUCUGUUUCAUUUCGCUAUCAGAAUUUGAUCCAUCCAGUCCGAUAAGUGUAGAAGAUUUGCAACAUUAAAUGAUUUAUGCCCACUCAAAUUAACAGAGGGAUAAACCCGAAGUUCGGUCACAGUGGCGAAUAGAGCGUGUGCCGCUCUUAUCCAGGUGCUUUCUUUGCAAUGGGAAGUGGCUUUUUUGGCUCGAGCAGCCACUGAGCAGCUUUCAUAGGAAUGAAUGGAGCACUGCCUCCAAACAUUAUUCAUUUGUAUAUACCACCCAUAAUCUAAAGAUACAAGGCUGGCUGAAAAUUGGCAAAAGUUUCCCUUUAAGAUAGCGACAGCUGAUUUAAAAAAAAUGUCUGUUCAGAAUGAUGUGUGAUCGGUAUGGAAGUUUGUAGAAAUUAUCUGUGAAGCAACAGAACAUCAAACAUUUUCAGAAUGACAGCAGUGAAUUGUACUGCUCCAGUAAUAACAGCCGCAUGACGAGUCAGCACAGAUUUUAGUGAAUAGAAUAUGUUCAAAUGUAUUUGAUUUAUGUAUUUAUUCUACAUGUGCACAGCAUUUGAGUCAAAACUGAUAUUGUAUUGCAACUGUGUAAAGAAAACCAAGUUUAGACCAUGUUUCCCAGCCCUACUCAAGACUGUCGUAAUGAUCAUUUUAACCAUUUUUUUCAAAAUGUCCUCCACAAUCACAUUUAUUUUGUAAAAAAAAAAAAAAACUACCAUGUUUUACUAUAUUACUUCCCAACCCUGUUCAUGAAAAACUGUAUUUGAAAAAAAAAAAAACAAUAUGAUAAGGAAUGUUCAUAUUAUUAUAAUUAAUAAGUAUUGCUUACAACUUUUGCCCAUGUACCAUGACCUACAAUCACACCUGUUAUACACACAAUCGGAGGUAAACUGUAUAUGCAUAGAGAUUUAUACUUCAGCUGUAUAGAAAUUCUUCUCCCCCCUCUCCUACGUUCUUGCUGAAGCAAAUGUUACAAAAACGUAAUCCUGUACGACUAUCAUGGGGUGUAAAUACUACAGUAUGUUUUAGGUGUUUUAGCUUUUGGAUUUUCUAAGCUGUUUGUAUUUUGAGGGGAAGCUUUGGGGAUGAAUGUUCAACAUUUUGUGGAAAGAAACCGACGACGUAACAGACUUUUUAAAAGUGCCGAGUGCAGUCGGAAAGCUUCUGUGGUUUCUGUAACAUUAACCGAACAGGGACUGUCUGUUUCCUCGGUGAUCAUGGUACAAUCAAAAUGGCUGCCUUGGAGUUUUGACGCUGUUGCCAUGGAAGUGAGAAUUACAUUUCUUAGGUGUGUAUAUAAUGAUACAUGCAGAUACAAGAAACCAGAACUCUUAAAGCCGGGUUCAGAUUGGAUUCCAUUUGAAUCCAUUCAGUUCAGAAAAGAUAAUUAAACUUAAAACACUUAAACUAGACUUACCUGUUGGCUCUACUGCUCAGUACCUGACUGAUUAUGAAGUAUGUAACAAUGGUAGAAAGUCAGUGGAAGUUUCAGGUUUAGAGCUCUUUAAAAAAUAUAUGUUCAUGCCAACUCCCAUAUAGUCAAUAUCAUUGACAUAUUAGACAGUUUGGAGGUUUACUCAGAAUAAUAAAAGUUAUUCUUUUUACUUAUUGGAAUGACGAUGUGCUUCCUGAAUUGACUGAUUUGAAAUUGAAUCUAAUUCUUCCUGGUUUUACAUAAGAAAUAAGGUUUAUAUAAAGGAUAGAUGGCACGUUGAUGAACACAAGCUUACAUGGGAAGCAAACUGAAAACUGUGUGCACUGUGACAGAUGGCAUUGCGUUCCACUUCUCCUCCUGUUGUUUAUUAAUGUAAUCAGCUUAGCAAUCUAUAAUUGGAGAAAGAUUAUACAUAUUUUCACCAAGGUCUUGCAGGGUCCAGAAAAGUCCAUAUCAUUUAUAAAAUAAUAAUAUAAAUAAUAAUUUAUAAUUUAUUUCAGAGUUGAAAGAUCUUUUGUCUGGUGAUAAGAGGAAAGAUUUAUUCAGGAAAUGUUGUCUAAUAUCAUUUGCCUGGAAAUACCUGAGAAUUCAGCUCUGAGACACUUACCAUAACCCACAGCGUGGGUUUUUGCCAACCUCUGAAAGACACUCAGCAAUCAAUUGAAGCUGCAAGCAGCGAUGAACAAGCCCUCCCAGUAAGCGUGGAUAUCAUGAGUAGACCAUACCAUGAAAAUCCCAUGUAAAUCAGAGUAUGAUAUGUCAUACAAGGCUUACUUCCUGUUUCCAGUAGGUGGCGCUAUCUUUAAUGAAGUUAGGGUUUCCUGGAGUGUAGUGAUUCUGAUUCUCAGCACCUCUAGCUCCUCCAAUCCUCGCUGACUCAAAAGUGGAGGUCAUUCUUGACCUUCAAAACGGCAGUUGACAAAACAAUCAGGGGUGUCCACUUACUUUUGUACAAGUUGAUUAACAUAUUUUAUACCUACACACAGAAAAUAAAUGACAUUGACAACAGAUUUUCAGUUUGAUUCCCAUUGAAGUUCUCAUGUUGCACAGUGACUUAAGGUGACAAACUUAAAGAUUGCUUGUUUUUGUAGCAUAUUAACGAUCGUGCCCAGCAUAGGGCAUCGUUUGUAGCCAUUUUUAGACCUACGGGGGAAAAUGUUAAGCUUACAACCUGUGGUACUGUUAAAGAAAAAAACAGUGUAGCAAAUUAACUGCGGUGUUAGCAUCUUUUAUGACUAUUUGCUAUAUGUGGAAAUUAAAUAGGAAAUCAUUUAGCAGCUGAGUAUGAGAGCUUUUUGCUGAUGUUUUGAGAUGUUUAUUUUAAUUGCCAAAGCUGAGCAUUCAUGCUGUGUAGUGAGCAUACACAAGCACCACAGACACACAAACAGACAUACACAGAUAUAUUUAUGUAGCCGACUUCUGGAGGUUUUUCUCUGAUACGAGUAAAUCAGAAGCAUCAGUGUUGUUUUGAGGACAUCACAGCAGAAAAGCAGAACUCUGAUGCAGUGAAGCAUUUUUUGAAGUGUUUACUUCCUUUGUUCAAUGCAGACAUUUCUUCAAACUGUGAUAAAAAAGGUGUAAAUAUUCAUACUGAACACGCUGUAUGCAGUCUACCCAAGACGUGUUUACAUGAUAAAAAAGGUAGAGAAGUUUACAUGGUCGUAUAUGUUUUGAGUCCAGUGACAUUUUAUUGACUCAAUACCUGUCAAAAAUCGAGCAUAUAAUUCAUGUGAGUUCAAACAAAAUUUGUUUUCAUCAUUCCUGCAAACGUGCUACUUGCGGGAGUGUGGUUUUUAUCUGCCAGCGGUGUUUUGUUAAGUUUAAAACCAAUAAAGCUUGCCUGGUUCCAGCCUC